CAUGCUAGAUGCUCAAAGUGUUCCCAUCGCAUGCAUAUUCUUUAGUAGUGAGGUUCAAGACAAGAUGGUGCAGCUGGGUUUUUCUACGGAAGCCCUCUUUGUCAGACAUAUCAGAGAAGGCCUGAUCGUGGCGCAUGAUCAGCCCGGCAUCUCUGCCGCAGAAAGAGCAAACAUGCGAUUCAGACUAAGAUCGUUCCUGAUGCAUGGAGUAAGCUUCCACACCUUUCCACCGCCAGGAAGGUACAUAUACAGUGCUGCGAUAGGAUAUCCUUGGCAAAUCUGGGAGGACACAGUUGCAUCAAUAGAAGCUCACAUGAUUCUCUACCCGCUCGUAAAACAAGGCAGCUACAACCAGAGGGCAUUCUCCAGUUCCCUUUGCGAGCAGUUCUUCAGCGAGAUGACAGGGGACGACAAGACAGGGCACUGUGGCACACUGACAGCUGUAGAGCUCACUCGACACUUCGGCACUGUCUGUGAGAUACUUGCAACAAGGCUGGAUCCACAUCGCAAGUGGGACAUGAGAACCAAAAAAUCAUCAGUGUACCCAGUCGUGACUGCUGAUCCUGAACAUGGCAGCCCCACCAUGGAGAUGGAGCCAUGCCUUUCUCAAGACAAGAAACACAUACGUGAAAUCAAACCAAGGAAUCACAUGUUUGACACUCCACGAACAAGGAAAAGCCAUCGAAGGCAUGGGCAGAUUUCAGGACCGAAUGAGCCAUCCCGAGGAACACGUGGAGUUCGACAGCAUCAUCGUAUUGAUGAAAGCAAGAUGCUACCAUCAACAAGAGCUGGAAUCGAAAUUUAG
Branchiostoma floridae (Florida lancelet) is the source of this 805-nucleotide messenger RNA. RefSeq lists its product as uncharacterized. Bases 2 to 805 code for a protein of 267 amino acids. Lineage: Eukaryota; Metazoa; Chordata; Leptocardii; Amphioxiformes; Branchiostomatidae. The record is from RefSeq and is a predicted model, not a curated record. The transcript has 3 exons.